Messenger RNA from Triticum dicoccoides, 2032 nucleotides. RefSeq names its product protein PIN-LIKES 6-like. Gene Ontology annotation, biological process: endoplasmic reticulum to cytosol auxin transport. The record is from RefSeq and is a predicted model, not a curated record. Gene Ontology annotation, cellular component: membrane. The coding region runs from base 194 to 1348 and encodes 384 amino acids. Lineage: Eukaryota; Viridiplantae; Streptophyta; Magnoliopsida; Poales; Poaceae. The transcript is spliced from 9 exons.
GGCCCCCCACGUCGACCACCAACAGCCGCCCACUCCCGAAUUCACCGAUUGAGAUCCAGAGAAGCACCGCCGCCGAGGAAACGGGAGGUAAAUUAAACUCGGCGUUUGACCAACUACGCGCGUGCAUGCAUGCGUUCUUGCAUUGCUCUUGCCUACCUCGCUGCCGAUUCGCCGUCGACGUGGUGGCACAUACAUGAUGGAGAUGUCGCUGAUGGAGGCGAUGGUGAGCGGCGGCACCGGGGAGUCGAUCCUGACGUCGAUGAAGUUUGCCGUGCUGCCGAUCGCCAAGGUGUUCACAUUGUGCUUCAUGGGCUUCCUCAUGGCCACCAGGUACAUCGGCAUCCUCGACGCCAACGGCCGCAAGCUUCUCAACGGGCUAGUGUUUUCCCUACUACUUCCAUGCCUUAUAUUCACUCAGCUUGGACGAGCAAUUACAGUGCAGAAAGUGUUAGACUGGUGGUACAUUCCUUUAAAUAUUGUUGUGGGGACAGUGUCUGGUUCUCUAGUAGGCCUUCUUGUGGCGUUGAUUGUGCAGCCGCCACAUCCAUAUUUCAAGUUCACCGUUGUCCACAUCGCUAUAGGUAACAAUGGAAACAUGCCUCUCGUCCUGAUCGCCGCUCUCUGUCGAGACCCAUCGAACCCGUUUGGGGAUCCUGAGAAAUGCAAGCAGGACGGCAACGCCUACGUCUCUUUUGGGCAAUGGGUCGGGGCGAUUAUCUUGUACAGCUACGUGUUUCAGAUGCUUGCGCCGCCGCCUGGUGAAACCUUCGAUGGAAGCAGAGUGGAGAAUCCCCCUCCCCCAGCCCUGGCUGCUGCACCUGCACCUGAACAAGUUCCCCUGCUAACCUCGCGUGCAUCUGAACAAGCUCCCAAGUGCUCAAAAGCACUGGAAAUUCUGCACAUCUUUGUUGAGAAAUUUAAGCUGAAGCGAGUGUUUCAACCACCGGUGAUUGCAUCGGCACUGGGGAUUUCCAUUGGAGCAACGCCAUCCCUGAAGCACUUGGUCCUGACUAACCACGCCCCGUUAUUCUUCUUUACCGAUGCCUGCAUCAUUCUUGGGGGGGCAAUGAUCCCAUGCAUCUUGCUCGCCCUCGGAGGCAAUCUCGUCGAUGGUCCGGGUGCGGGCAGCAAGAAGCUGGGACUGAGGACGACGGCGGCGAUCAUCAUCGGGCGGCUGGUGCUGGUCCCACCGGCGGGGAUGUGCAUGGUGGCCCUGGCGGACAGGCUGGGGUUCAUCCCGAGGGGUGACACCAUGUUCAAGUUCGUCCUCCUCCUGCAGCACUCCAUGCCUACCUCGGUGCUCUCCGGUACAACAAUUCAUGUCCCCGAGCAAACUCAACCAAAUUAAACCGCCACGCGUGGAUGGAUGCAUACAUGCACCAGGUUAAGUCAUGCAUGAGUAACGAAGCUCUGUCCGAUGGAUUCGAGCAGGGGCCGUCGCCAAUCUGCGCGGGUGCGGGGAGGAGUCGGCGGCGGUGCUCUUCUGGAUGUACGUUUGCGCCGUCUUCUCCGUCGCCGGGUGGAUGGUGCUCUACAUCAGGAUGCUCUUCUGAGGCCUCCACCCCUUGUGUGGUUCCGUUCCCGCUUCUUCCACCAAGGAAAUGUUACUCUAUACUCCCAUCCACUCCGACCGAUAUACAUCAUACACUGCUGUUGCUUACUGCAGUUCACACGCGCCGACGAUGGUGAUGCUAGUAGUAGCUGACACUGACAGUGACCUCCCGGCAGCGGACAAAGUUUGCUGUCGAGGCUCUCGAUCCGUGCGUCCAGGACGUGUGUCUCGCAAGACUCGCCGCCCCGGCCGGGAAGGGCUUGGCUCCUUUUUGAUUUGUGUGGCGGGGACGGGAGACUGCAGGAUACUGCCGGCGCUGGAAAUGCCCCGCAGCUUCACAUAAACGACAGAAAAGGAAUAUGCACCAAGCAUUCGGUCUACACUAGAGUUAUGGAUCAGUAAAAGCUAGCACUCUUUAUGAAUUGAGCACAGCGUGUACGGGUUCCUUUGAUUCGAAAUUCGAAGGAUUUUCAUAGGAAU